Messenger RNA from Corythoichthys intestinalis (scribbled pipefish), 6104 nucleotides. RefSeq names its product fibronectin leucine rich transmembrane protein 1b (gene flrt1b). The coding region runs from base 1474 to 3675 and encodes 733 amino acids. The record is from RefSeq and is a predicted model, not a curated record. The transcript has 3 exons. Gene Ontology annotation, molecular function: protein binding. NCBI's taxonomy places the organism in Eukaryota, Metazoa, Chordata, Actinopteri, Syngnathiformes, Syngnathidae.
CCAGUUUAAAUGAAUUUGACGUCUAUCAUUGUCAAUGGCUGGCAAUGAGUUAAUAGUCAAACACACAUGUACUGUACAUAGACAUAAAUGCCCAUAAUUGACAAUAACUUCACGCAUAUACUCGUACUGAUGAGCAGCAAAUUCAAUAGAAACAUCCUCGGAGCUGCGAUAGCUGAAUCGUGAUAUAGUGGGGGAUGACAAUGACACAUGAUGCAUGCGCACACAGUACAUCAGGGAAAAGCGCAAACUACACGCACAAGCAUAUAAACUGAGGGACGCGCACAGAAAUCGACGCGCGCGCACUCGCCCAGGACCAGACGAGUGAGGAGGUGGAGGAGGCAGCUAAGUGUGCCGAAGGUGACCAAAGUUACUCCAGAACGCAUCAGACUUCUCUUCUGAUUCAGAAGUGGUCUACGACGAGGAGGAGCUAGAAGCUGGUGUGGAAAAUCAGACUUUUCGGGCGCACAUACGCCGCUAUUUUGCGCUCGGGGAGGGACACUGCGCCCUUUGACGAGGAAGAGGAGGAGGAGGAAGAGCAAGAGAAAGAGGAGGCUGCACUGUGGUGUGCGCGAUGACGAGACGCUGUUGUGGACUUGCAAGGCAGCCAAGUGGACUCGAGUGGACCGCGGCAGUGAAAACACUUGCUCUGAGGUGAGUGCGUAUCUCUGCCAUUGACGGCGCGUUGGCGGGUUGAGGUGGGGGUGAGAAAUAGCGCACAUCGCGGAGCUGAGCUGCCUGUCAGAGGCGCGGGAGAAAGCCUGCUCAUCGGAGCCGAUUUAACGUGUGCUAAGUUAGGGGAUGCUUUGACAAGGAGAGCCCCAGCGGGAGCCACAAACUGAUGGGGGGAAGGUGGAAGCCAAGGCUACAUAAUGACCUGCUGAAGCAAGCAUCGGUGAAGUGCAUCGGGACAACUUGGAGAAUGAAAAAAGUGUGUGGUUCAACUCUUUUUCCGCAUGACCCACUGCUAAUGUGAGCAUCCUGGAUUGCCUUUGACUUCUAAAAAGGACCCCUGAGCCCAUCACUGGUCUUGGGACCGUCUGACCAAACUGUCGCCUUUUGGUGUUGGAGGAGUGUUUUCUGAAUUAGGCCUCUGGAUGCUUGGUGAAGAUGACUUGAGUUGGCAGGCCUAACAACCGCCUUACCCACAGAUAGAGCAAGAGAGCCUGGCAGUAAGAAAACACAGCACACAAAUGUGGUGGCCCUAAGCCAUGCUGGUGUUACUACUGGAGCCCUGCAGUAAAGACUAUCAUUAUCCCUAUCAUCAUUCGUCAAAGCUGAGGAAGAUCCCACGGCCCCAAGGAACUAGACUGUAUAUCUGAACGGCUCCAGGAAGACUGCGCAGAAUACACACUGCGACAUCCGAAGUCACUCAAACAAGACAAACUACAACUCUGCUCAACCAAUUUCUAACAGAGAAACACACAACUGCGGCAGAAGUGAACGGCACAGACUGAUCAGGAACUGGACACCAACAUGGCAACUGAAAGUAUUGCUGACCUUCGCGAUUGGCUAUUCGUGCUCCUGCUAUGCCUCACCUUACUGGCUGAGGUACUGGAACUGGCAGCAGCCGCAAUUGCUUUGGAGACUGGUGAGGGAGAUGAAGGAAUUGUUUGUCCCUCAGUGUGCCGCUGCGAUGAGGGUUUUGUCUACUGCAAUGACCGAGGACUCAGUCUAAUUCCUCCUUUACCGCUCACGGCUGCCAUCCUCUACCUGCAGAGCAACCGACUGAGUAAUGCCGGCUUGCCCCCGUCGCUCGAGCGCAGCACUUCUAUACGAGUGAUUUACCUAUAUGCCAACCAGUUGGAUGAAUUCCCUAUACAUCUUCCACCUUCAUUGCGUGAGCUCCAUUUGCAGGAUAACAACAUACGAACGUUACCACGAUCAUCUCUGGCCAAGUUACCACUGCUGGAGCGUUUACAUUUGGAUGAUAAUUCUAUAUCUACAGUUAGCAUCCAGGAGCGUGCUUUUUCUGGGACUCCACGGCUUAGACUGCUGUUUCUCUCCCGGAACCACCUGUCAAGCAUCCCUGCCGGCUUACCUGCAUCCUUGGAGGAGCUGCGAUUAGAUGACAACAGAAUCAACACUAUCCCCACACAUGCCUUCCGAGGGCUUUCCUCCCUACGACGCCUAGUCCUGGAUGGGAAUCUGCUAGCCAACACACGCAUUGCGGAUGACACCUUUUCCCGCCUUGCCAAUCUUACAGAACUGUCACUUGUCAGAAAUGCCUUGCAGUCUCCUCCUGUCAACCUACCUUCAGCUCAUCUUGUUCGGCUCCAUUUGCAGGAUAACGGGAUGACUCACAUACCGCGUGGGGCAUUGGACGGAAUGCGCCGGCUCCAGAAGCUGGACCUGUCGGGAAACAACUUGACCAGCCUUCCUCGAGGGCUUCUUAAGGACACGGAUAGUUUGGAGUUGCUGCUGCUACGAGGGAACCCCUGGUACUGCAGUUGUGGCCUCCGUUGGCUCCAUGCAUGGCUUCAUAGCUGGGGGGCUGCUGUAACAGUCAGGGGUUUGACCUGCCAGGCACCUGAGGCAGUGAAGGGUCAGUCCCUUAAAGACCUUACCUAUCUGAUGGAACAGUGUGAAGGACCACCACCUGGUGCGGCCACUGGUAUCGGGGGAAAUCCGUCAGAAAAGAACGGAGGAGGUGAUGAUAGUGUUAGAGGAGAUGGGCAAGCUGUGGUCUCAGUUCCCCACAGCAGCACCACCACUAACUCUUUGUUGGUCCCGACACAAGGUUCCCUAUUCACACUUCGAGCCAAGCGGCCAGGUCUUGUCAUGCCUCUGCCUGCUGGGGGAGAGGGACAUAUAUCUGGAGAGGCCCUAGAGCUGACUGUGAAAGCCCUCUCUUCGGACAGCGUUCUGGUCAGCUGGUUAUGCCCGCAACCGGCACCCUCAUUCCGCCUCUCGUGGCUGAGGUUGGGUACCAGUGCAGCACUAGGCUCCAUCACAGAGACUCUUGUUCCAGGAGAAAGAAGGCAGUACCAUCUUACACAACUCACGCCGCGCUCGCAUUACCUUAUUUGCCUGCUGCCAUUACGACAGGAGACCUUUCUGAGCUCGAGCAUGGGGACAGCUCGUGCUGGCAGCAUUGAAACUAAUAAUAAGGAUUCUACUCCAGCCUGUGCUCAAAUAGAAACUGGAGAGGCUGUGGUGAACUCCAGAGGGGAAGGGUCAGAUAAGGACACACAAGACUCUGAGCUAUCAGCCUUGCCACUGGCAGGGAUCAUUGGGGGUGCCACAGCAUUAGUAAGUCUACUGCUCAUUUUUGGUAUUUUUUGCUGGUAUGGACAGAGAACAAGUUACAAGUCAGGGGAGUCAAAUUCAUACACCAGGGGGCGAGGAGGGAAAAAUUAUGAUGAUUAUGUAGAGUCGGGCACCAAGAAAGACAAUUCUAUAUUAGAGAUUAGAGCUCCUCCAGCAGGGUUUCAGAUGACUACCAUGGCUCAUCAGCCCCUGCAGCCCAAACUGGAGGACGUCACCUACAUCCACACAAUUUUCCCGUCUUCUUCCUCCUCUGCUUCCCAUGCAAAUGGGACAUACCGCAGCAGCCACCGAGCCGGCAGCCUCAAUGGCACCAUCCUGAGCCAAACCAGCCACCAUCAUGUCACUUACGGUACCAACCGCGGCUACAGAGAGGGUGGCAUCCCCGACAUAGAUUAUGCCUACACGUGAUGACACAGGGCUGCACUCCCUGAGCCUUGAAUUGCCUGGCGCCAUUUCUAUGAUGACAACCCUUUGGCCACAGGCCAUUUUGUCCUUGGUUUCCAAAGUACCCUUUGUGCCUCAGCUGGUUCAAGUCUGAUAUGUUUGCUAAGUAGAAGAGACUGUUUUCAGCCAUGUUGACUGGAUAUUGCUAUUGCGUGACAGAAGUGACAGUCCUGCUAUACUGUACUCUACUACUGUAAUACAUAUUACAGUGUGCCCUUCUUUCAGUGCUAUUUAUAUAUGGUUCAAUUUUUCUCGUUUGGCUAUCUCUGUGUCUUUCAAAACUGCUGUUCUUCAUACACAGUAACUUAUUUGAGGUGGAUAUACUAGGCCUAGCUGAUGUAGGAGAUAUAUUUAUAAUACGCAGGAAAGGCAAUUAAUGUGUAUAUAGAUAGCUCCUGUAUCUUCCGACGAACUGUAUGCUCUUUGCUGUGUUGAUGACAGAAUGACAGAGAGAGAAAUUGAUGGUUGUUAUAAAUCCACAAAUGACAAUGAAUUGCGGUUGACAUGAAAAUACUUGUUUCACGCGCCCCCUCUUUUCCUCUGGAUUACUUCACCCAAUUUAAUUGUUCCUCCUUCCUGCCUCAUUGUUUUUAGCCGAGGCUCUUUCCUUUCAUUUCUCUCAUGUCUUUUGUGGUGCCGUGAGUAGAGGACGACUUUGUUCUCGCCAAAGGAGCUGACAGCAGUGAUAACAGUUCUGACAAAGACAUGAGACACAAACCGCCACAUGGGGAGACUAAUGAGCGGGGGGAGAGAAAGGGAGGCGAGAGAGUCAUUGUGAUGGAUAGAUAGAUGUUUGGAUGGAAAGAGCAAACAUGAAGAACAAAGUGAAAGCUGGUGUUUUAGGAAUAAGAUGGAAAGAAUUGUGUUGGCUUAACACAGAGUAGAAGCAGAGGGGGUACAUACUAGGAAAAUGACAGCAUAAAAGGCUCUGUAAUAAUGUAGGUGUAAUCAAAACAUGACUAGACAUCCGGAGGAAAGUGACAUGCAUUAGAACCCCAUCCCAUCAAUGUGACUUCUGCACGGCACAAAGUCAAGUUCCACGAACUACCACUUAACUCUUGUUCCUAAUACGUGAUUACAAUGGAUGUGCGAGAUAUUUUUAAGGACACAAAAUUAUAAAGUAAAAUAAACCUCAUGAAUAUAAGGAUUAUUCUUUCUCCCACUCUGAAAAGAGGGAAAAAAAAAAAAAAAUCACACUUUGGAAACAUAGCAGCUGUCUAAUUUCUAUUAUCUUCACUAAUGAUAAGAAAGAAACCAAUUCAUGCAUCUCACAUUCUUAAUUUAGUAACCUCAAUUAUCCUCAAGAGACGGGUGCAAAUAACGGAAGCAAAGUUUUAGAACCUCAUCAUUUUCUGGUAGAAAGUGAAACUGCUGGGCUCUAAUUACACCGUGCAAAAACUGACUCAUUAAAGAUAUAAUGAACUGUGUCUCUUAAACCUAAGAACGAAAUAUUGUAGAGCAUUUUUAGAUUUAUAACAAUGACUCCAAAAGAGUAUGGUAAGUGGAAAAAAAUAUUGCAUUACAGUCUAAUUAUACUGUAAUUGAAUAAAAAAGUGCAAGUCAAAUUAAUCCUUUAUAGGGCAAGUGACUUUUUUGGGUAAUUAAAAUAAAACAUAACCCCUAUAUAGACCUGGCAUCUACAUACGUGGACAUCACUUUUUGGGUUAUGUAAGCCACAAUAUUAAAAUUUGGUAAACGAGUGUGGCCUCCAUGAAACGUGAUGAGACAUGAUUUACAAGUAUAUGGACGCCUAGUCUCCAUUAAAAUCCUAUAUUUUUUCAUUAUAAAUGAUUAAUAUAUUUUUUAUGAAUAAAUAACAUUAUAAAUUAAUAAAAUCUCAAAACAGAAUUUAUAAAAUAAAAAUGAAUGAAAACAGACAUACAUGCUGGUUAUGGCUCCUAAUAACACUCAAGAAUUUGUUUUUUUCCCCCUAUAGUAUUUAACUCAUUGCCUACCAUAGACGUCCAAUUCAUUUAACCAGGUGCAUUAGCUGUGAAUGCUCAUCUUUCGGUGCAAUUGACGGCGCGAGGCGUCCAACCCAUUUUGACUGAGAGGGUCUGGCAACGCUGCCAGUAAAAGCUCACUUUGAAUGUUAUAAUAUAGGUUGCACCUAUCAAUUAUUUGAGUAGUUCAUUAAUUAACUAGUACGUUCAAAUAAUCGAGUAAGGAAAACAAAAAAAUUAAAAUACCUGAGCUGAGCCUCAAACGGUAUAAAUAAAUAAAUGAGGAUCUAAGUACAACAAAAGAACAAUUGGCUAACUUACAUAGCAAAAGUCCACUAGCUUAAAUGCUAUAAAAUGCUAACUUUUUUUUUUUUUUAAACAAUCAUCUUAACAAAUGGUUCAAACACAUAUUCCCACAAAAACAGCUAAAUAUACUUAUAAACUAAAUUA